UCACUCCAUGGCGGACGGGGGAGAGGAAGUGCCGUUUCUGUGGUGGCUUCGCUUGGUAUCCAAUUCAUAGAUAGAGCAGAGGGGAUUCCUUUCGAGGAGGUGAGAUUUUGGUGGGUUGCAAGGUGGAUUAUAUUUGAUCGUCUUGCUGGAGGUUGGAAUCCGCUGGUGAGAAAACAGAAGGGAAGUGAACAGAAACCUCUCCUCCGCCUCUUCUUCUUCUUCUUCUUCUUCAUUGCUGUUGUAGUUGUCGUCAUCGAGAGAGAGAGGAAGAGAAUAUGGCUGUUGAUCGGGAGGCACAGUUUCAUGUGCUGGCUGUGGAUGACAGCCUCAUCGACAGGAAGCUCAUCGAGAGGCUCCUCAAGACCUCAUCCUACCAAGUUACCACAGUAGACUCUGGGAGCAAAGCCUUGGAAUUGCUGGGGUUGAGAGAGGACCAGGAUAUCUCAUCGCCUUCCUCACCGGACAAGAACGAAAUAGCGGUGAAUUUGGUCAUAACAGACUACUGUAUGCCCGGGAUGACAGGGUAUGAUCUGCUCAAGAAGAUCAAGGGGUCAUCAUCUUUGAAGGACGUUCCAGUUGUGAUCAUGUCCUCUGAGAAUGUGCCUUCCAGGAUCAACAGAUGCUUGGAAGGAGGAGCUGAGGAGUUCUUCCUCAAGCCAAUACAGCUUUCAGACCUCAUCAGGCUCAGACCUUACAUGCUAAAAGGCAAGUUGAAGGAGCAGCAACCAUCACAACACCAAGAAACCAACAGUAGUACCAUUAGCAGCUGCAGCAGUAAUAACAACAGUAAGAGCAAUAAAAGGAAGGCCAUGGAUGAGGGGCUUUCACCUGAGAAGACCAGGCCAAGAUUCUCCAGUAGUAGCUUGGCAUUGGUGUCAUAUGAAGAGACCGCCUAAUUGCUUACGCCAUCUACCUUGGAUUGGGUUUCCUUGAAUCAUAUGCCUGGAAACCCAUAUACAUACACCUACUUGAUUCCAAUUUUUGUUGUUGUCAUGAUCUCCCCAACAUCACAAGCAAAUGUAGAAAAGAAAAAUGGAGAUUCAAGUCAUGAAUGGAUAGAUUGGAUUUCUGAACUCAAA
Messenger RNA from Musa acuminata subsp. malaccensis (wild Malaysian banana), 1079 nucleotides. Its product is annotated as two-component response regulator ORR9. Lineage: Eukaryota; Viridiplantae; Streptophyta; Magnoliopsida; Zingiberales; Musaceae. The record is from RefSeq and is a predicted model, not a curated record. Gene Ontology annotation, biological process: phosphorelay signal transduction system; cytokinin-activated signaling pathway.